This is a messenger RNA of Camelina sativa (false flax), 3259 nucleotides long. The record is from RefSeq and is a predicted model, not a curated record. Lineage: Eukaryota; Viridiplantae; Streptophyta; Magnoliopsida; Brassicales; Brassicaceae.
AUGCCUCGAAACAGGGACGAAGACGAUGAUGUUGACGAAGAUUACGAAGGAUUGGAUUUAGAGGAAGAAGAGGAGGAAGAAGAAGAAGAGGAGAGAGGAAGAGGCGGUGGCGGCGGUUCUAGACGGAAGAGAGGAAGAUCAAGUUUUAUUGAUGAUUAUGCGGAGGAGGAUUCUCAGGAAGAAGAUGACGAUGAUGAUGAAGAUUAUGGUAGCCGUGGUGGAGGUAAAGGAGGUGCAGCAGCUAGUAAGAGAAAGAAGCCUUCUGCUUCUAUUUUCUUAGACCGAGAAGCUCACCAGGUUGAUGAUGAGGAUGAAGAGGAAGAAGAAGAUGGAGAAGACGACUUUAUAGUGGAUGCUGGAACAGACCUUCCGGAUGAGCGUGGUGAUAGACGGUAUGAACGGAGGUUCCUUUCUCGUGAUGAAAAUGAUGAGGAUGUGGAAGAUCUCGAGAGAAGAAUUCAAGAGCGGUUCUCUAGGCAUCAUGAAGAAUAUGAUGAAGAAGCUACAGAUGUAGAACAACAAGCGCUUUUGCCAUCAGUUCGUGAUCCAAAAUUGUGGAUGGUGAAAUGUGCGAUUGGCCGCGAAAGGGAGGUUGCUGUUUGUCUUAUGCAAAAGUUCAUAGAUCGAGGAGCAGAUCUGCAGAUCAGAUCUGUUGUUGCCCUUGACCAUCUUAAAAAUUAUAUAUAUGUUGAAGCAGACAAGGAAGCACAUGUGAAAGAGGCAAUCAAGGGCAUGAGGAAUAUAUAUGCUAAUCAGAAGAUCUUACUUGUCCCCAUAAGAGAAAUGACGGAUGUUCUUUCUGUUGAAAGCAAAGCAAUUGAUCUAUCUCGGGAUACAUGGGUUAGAAUGAAAAUUGGGACGUAUAAAGGUGAUCUUGCUAAGGUAGUUGAUGUUGAUAAUGUGCGCCAGAGGGUCACAGUCAAGUUAAUCCCAAGAAUCGAUCUGCAGGCACUAGCCAGUAAACUGGAUGGAAGAGAAGUUUCAAAGAAAAAAGCCUUUGUUCCACCUCCACGGUUCAUGAACAUUGAUGAAGCUAGGGAAUUGCACAUACGUGUAGAGCGACGGCGUGAUCCCAUGACGGGUGAUUACUUUGAAAAUAUUGGUGGGAUGCUUUUCAAAGAUGGUUUCCUGUACAAAACAGUAUCAUUGAAGUCCAUUACUGUUCAGAAUGUUACACCAACUUUUGACGAACUUGAAAAAUUUAAUAAACCAAGUGAAAAUGGAGAGGGCGACUUUGGUGGUCUGUCAACUUUAUUCGCAAACAGAAAGAAAGGUCAUUUCAUGAAGGGUGAUGCGGUUAUUGUUAUCAAGGGGGAUUUAAAAAACUUGAAGGGUUGGGUUGAGAAAGUAGAUGAAGAAAAUGUCCUUAUCAGAUCAGAAAUGAAAGGUCUUCCUGAUCCUCUUGCUGUAAAUGAGAAAGAGCUCUGCAAGUACUUUGAACCUGGAAAUCAUGUGAAAGUGGUUUCUGGGACCCAUGAAGGAGCAACAGGCAUGGUUGUCAAAGUUGAUCAACAUGUCCUGAUCAUAUUAUCUGACACAACCAAAGAACACGUCCGUGUGUUUGCUGAUCAUGUUGUUGAGAGCUCAGAAGUGACAACUGGUGUUACCAAAAUUGGGGACUAUGAACUUCAUGAUCUUGUGCUGCUGGAUAACCUGAGUUUUGGAGUAAUUAUACGACUAGAGAAUGAAGCUUUUCAGGUUCUUAAAGGGGUUCCUGACAGACCUGAGGUUGCUCUUGUCAAACUCAGAGAAAUCAAAUGCAAAAUUGAGAAGAAAUUUAAUGUUCAAGAUCGCUACAAAAAUGUCAUUGCUGUGAAAGAUGAUGUCAGAGUCAUUGAGGGUCCUAGCAAAGGUAAACAAGGUCCUGUAAAGCAUAUUUACAAAGGAGUCCUAUUUAUAUAUGAUCGACAUCAUCUUGAGCAUGCCGGGUUUAUCUGCGCUAAAUGCACAUCAUGCAUUGUUGUUGGUGGAUCACGUUCUGGUGCUAAUAGAAAUGGUGGUGAUUCUUUUCCAAGGUAUGGCAAUUUCAAGGCGCCUGCUCCAGUACCCUCAUCUCCAGGAAGAUUCCAGCGCGGCAGAGGCGGAUAUAACUCUGGAGGGAGGCACAGGGGUGGAAGAGGAGGGGGGGACGAUUCUUUGUUGGGUACUACUGUUAAAAUCCGUCUAGGGCCUUUCAAGGGGUAUAGGGGACCUGUAGUAGAAGUGAAAGGAAAUUUAGUGCGUGUAGAACUUGAGAUGAAGAUUGUAACAGUUGAUCGGGAUGCAAUAUCAGAUAAUGUUGCGACAACACCGUUUAGAGAUACAUCUCGGUAUAGUAUGGGAAGCGAAACACCUAUGCAUCCUUCUCGGACUCCACUUCAUCCUUAUAUGACUCCAAUGCGGGACUCUGGAGCUACACCCAUCCAUGAUGGAAUGAGGACACCCAUGCGUGAUAGAGCUUGGAAUCCUUACACGCCUAUGAGUCCAUCUAGGGAUAGCUGGGAAGACGGAAAUCCGGGAUCUUGGGGAACAAGUCCUCAAUAUCAGCCGGGAAGUCCUCCUUCACGGGCAUAUGAAGCACCAACUCCUGGCUCAGGAUGGGCUAGUACUCCUGGUGGUAGUUACUCGGAUGCAGGGACACCUAGGGACCAUGGUUCAGCUUAUGCUAAUGCCCCAAGCCCUUACCUACCAUCGACACCUGGACAACCGAUGACACCAAGCUCGGCUUCAUACCUACCUGGAACUCCUGGAGGACAACCAAUGACUCCAGGAACUGGCCUGGAUGUCAUGUCUCCUGUUAUAGGUGGGGAUGCUGAAGCAUGGUUCAUGCCCGAUAUUUUGGUUGACAUACACAAGGCUGGAGAGGACAGCGAUGUGGGCGUCAUCCGAGAUGUUUCGGAUGGAACGUGUAAAGUAUCUCUCGGGUCCAGUGGUGAAGGUGACACUAUAAUGGCCCUCCCAAGCGAACUGGAGAUAGUACCUCCGAGGAAGAGUGACCGUGUCAAAAUAGUUGGUGGGCAAUUUCGUGGGUCUACUGGUAAGCUUAUCGGAAUCGACGGUUCAGACGGUAUCGUUAAGAUAGAUGAUAAUCUUGACGUCAAGAUUCUGGACCUGGCCAUAUUAGCCAAAUUUGUGCAACCGUGAUAGUGUUCUAAUGAGCGUUGAAUUUUUUUAUCUUGUCAUCAGACCGUAUAUUGUAAUCUUAUAUUUCUCUAUAGUUUAUAAAGAAAACAUUGAACUAUUUCCAGUUAUCAUCGGAAAAAAAAACCUUUGAAUCUGA